This is a messenger RNA of Mangifera indica (mango), 897 nucleotides long. RefSeq names its product GDSL esterase/lipase 3-like. Lineage: Eukaryota; Viridiplantae; Streptophyta; Magnoliopsida; Sapindales; Anacardiaceae. Gene Ontology annotation, molecular function: hydrolase activity, acting on ester bonds. The record is from RefSeq and is a predicted model, not a curated record. The transcript has 4 exons. The coding region runs from base 1 to 897 and encodes 298 amino acids.
AUGGCAAGCCUAAGUUCAUUCCUUCCUAUCAUAAUUUUAGGUGCAAUAAGUCUAAACUCAAAGGUUUGCAAUGGUGAAGUGCACAAGCGUUUGUUUGUGUCUGGAGACUCACUGUUUCAUGCAGGAAAUAACAAGUAUCUUAAUGGUAGUAUGAGAGUUGUACAGGCAUACUAUCCAUAUGGCAUAACUUACCAUAAUCAAUCUACUGGAAGGGUAUCGGACGGUCUUAUAAAUCUUCCCCAGCAACUGGCAAAUUUCAAGAAGGUGGCAAGUUCACUGGACAAGGACGUGCUGCUGAGAUCUGUUUUCUUGAUUAGCAUUGGCGGGAAUGAUUACUUUAGCUUCAACACCAAAAACCCAAAAGCUACUCAAGCUGAAAGAAAGCGAUACCAAAGGAUGGAAAUAUAUGAGUUAGGAGGAAGAAAAUUUGGCUUCCAGAAUGUUGGACCAUUGGGUUGUAUGCCAUUGAUCAAGCAACAAUCUUUCCCUCAACUAAAAGGAAUUUGUAACACCAACUUUAAGUACAUGCAACACUACACAAUAAAACCCUUCCAAAAGGCCCUUAAGAAGUUGGAGACACGUUUAACUGGUUUCAAAUAUUCCAUAUUUGAUUACUAUCGUGCACUUCUCGAUAGAAUUAACAAUGCUUCAAAAUAUGGUUUUAAAGAAGGAAUUAUAGCAUGUUGCGGCACUGGCCAAUUCUAUGGACAAAAUUGUGGAGGAGGUUUCAAUGGAACAACUUCUUAUAAUCUUUGCACAAACCCAAGUCAAUAUGUAUUCUUUGAUGGCGGUCACACUACAGAAAAGGUAAAUAGCCAAUUGGCCAAUCUUAUUUGGAGUGGAAAACGAAAUGUCACACGGCCAUACAAUGUGAAGCAAUUGUUUGAGCUUCCAUAA